Molecule: messenger RNA, 708 nt
Organism: Trichosporon asahii var. asahii CBS 2479
Lineage: Eukaryota; Fungi; Basidiomycota; Tremellomycetes; Trichosporonales; Trichosporonaceae
Exons: 2
Coding region: 1-708 (235 amino acids)
Cellular component (GO): nucleus
Source: RefSeq, a predicted model, not a curated record
AUGCGCGUUCACCUCCGCCUUCCCUCGCCUCUCGGUACCCAGGUGCUGCAUGUCGACGGAGCGACGCCGGCGGGCGAGCUCCUCCCCUUCGACAGUGCGUACCUGCGCACGCGUACGCGGCUUGUCUCGCUUGACGAGCCCGUCGGCGGUCUCGAGCUCGCUCCCGGCUUCCCGAUCGACAUCGAUGUCGUGCCCCGUACGCUCGGAGGCAAGGGUGGUUUCGGUGCCAACCUCCGUGCUGCUGGAGGUCGCAUGAGCACGGCCAAGACGGACAACACGGACUCGUGCCGUGACUUGAAUGGCCGCAGGCUCGGAAGCAUCAAGGAGGCACAGAAGCAAGCAGAGCUGAUCGAGUCGCUCCCCGCGCUUCGCGCCAAGGCCGCGGCGGAGAGUACAGCCAAGCUCGAGGCGCUAGAGCGCAAGCUCGGUGUGUCGUCGGGCGGUAGCGGUGAAGAGGGUGCGAAGCGCCUCGCCGAGGUCGACCUCGAGGAGCUCGCGCGCAAGAAGCACAAGUUUGAGGAUGACAAGUUUAUCGAUGAGACGCGCGAGAUCAAGGAGAACGUCCGUUCCGCCGUCGGCGCUGCGCUGCUUAAGAAGCGCAAGAAGAACAAGGACGCUGCGGGCAAGGGCAAGGAGAAGGCGGCGGCCGACAAGGACAAGAUGCCCCCGCCCAAGGCUAAGCCCGCCCCCGUUGCUAGCGCCGCCUAG